CACUUUAUCCUUAGCCCUAUUAAAUGAUAAUUAUAUAUCAUUCCGAGAUGGCAGAGUGGGUAUCCACGUGUGGAAGUCAUAUCCCGGACAAUGCGAUACGUGCCGGGUACGAGACGGACGGAAAGCCUCUGUUUAUUGCCCGGGCCAUAAUACAGGGCGCAAUGACCCCCGGAAAAUGCGGAAUCCACCUCGAAGGGGCCUAUAUUCCUUACGGUGGGAAGGAGAAUCUUUUCCAACACUACGAGGUUCUAGUCUACCCGAUCAACGCCCUGGGACUCUUAGACUGGCGACAGGCAUCCAAUGGUGAGGUGCCGUGUAACGCCGUCAAAACAGACAACGACUUGUACGUAGGACGGGUUCUCUACUCCGGAAGUCUGAUUCCUUGCAAGAUCCAUACCACUCACAAAGUUGCCUAUAUGGGGUACUACCUGAAAGAACACAGCAGUAAGGAUUACGAAGUCCUCUGUAAAAUCAUUUAGUUGGAGGAGAAGACGAAAAAUAAUUUACUUGAACGCAAAACUGAGUGAACUCGUACCGCGUAUUUUUAUUACUUUUUUUGUUCCAAUAAAAUAUUUCAACUUUGUUAAUUAAGUUCUUUUUCUAGUAAAUUCCUGAUUUGCACUAU
This is a messenger RNA of Magallana angulata, 625 nucleotides long. RefSeq names its product natterin-4-like. NCBI's taxonomy places the organism in Eukaryota, Metazoa, Mollusca, Bivalvia, Ostreida, Ostreidae. The record is from RefSeq and is a predicted model, not a curated record. The transcript has a single exon. The coding region runs from base 24 to 479 and encodes 151 amino acids.